Messenger RNA from Lottia gigantea (owl limpet), 491 nucleotides. RefSeq lists its product as hypothetical. The record is from RefSeq and is a predicted model, not a curated record. The annotation marks the transcript as partial. The transcript is spliced from 5 exons. Lineage: Eukaryota; Metazoa; Mollusca; Gastropoda; Lottiidae.
AUGACUGCAUUAUCAAAAGAAGAUACAAUACAUGAAAGUGAUCAGGAGUCUGAUUCUGGACCAAUCGGAAAUGGUUUUACAUCUAGUGAUGAAUUCUCCCCGGCACAUGUACCAAAUCACCUCAAUGGUGGUCAUUAUCUAGUCACUAAUGGUAACCAAAACUCUGAGUCACAUGUUACCAAGAGCCAAUCAAAACCUUCUGUGAUACCACGAACUUCAGCAAAACAUCAUACCCCAGUGAAACGACACCACUCUGAUGGUGAUAUGUUAGCAGUUGACCCCCCACCACCAAACCGUGUUCGACCCCCAGAACCAGAGUCCCGAUUGAGCCAGCGCCCCAAAUCUGAGGGACAUGUAUAUAGUCGCCAUAUGUUAUGUAAACGGGCUUCUAGUUAUGGGGGUAAUUCACCAUUUGGUCGAGCUGAUUCCUAUCAUAAAUUAGAGCAGUUGGGCGAGGGUUCGUAUGCUACAGUGUUUAAAGGUUUAAGUAG